Molecule: messenger RNA, 687 nt
Organism: Moesziomyces aphidis
Lineage: Eukaryota; Fungi; Basidiomycota; Ustilaginomycetes; Ustilaginales; Ustilaginaceae
Source: the annotation of a GenBank genome assembly
AUGCGAGUGGCAAUAUGGCUAUACUGCCUGGUCAUCCCGCCGCCUUGGCACUCUUUGCGGCGAGACUACUGCAAGGCGUGCAGUCAACCCACUGCGGAGGCAAAUGAAGCUUCGGAUGCGCGGCUGCGCAGCACUCGUCUCCAUCUGCCUGGACCGCCGCGCGAAAUGAAGUGGGCUCCAUGCCGUCGGAAGGUGAAGCUACUUGCACCAGACGAUGGCGCGAUCCAGGCACAAAGGGGCGCGCAGCGACCCCACAUUUGCAUACACAAUCAACACGCAUCGCUGCAAUUUUCGCAACCCACCAUCCCCAUCGUCGGUGACCAAUUGGCCGGCGAGCGGGUGCUACUGGAAACCAUCGUGGCCUCGCCUUUGAGAGAGGCUCGAAAAGGUCCAAGCGGCUGUGCUGGAUUCUACGGGCUAGUUCAGGCGGCUUGGGCGGGUGUUGUCAUGAAGCUAGGCGAUAAGGCUCCGCAGCGUCCGUCAAGACCCGAGCAUUUGCCGCUCUCGCCGCUCUCGUCCCAGCGCCGCUUCCGUCGGCAUCUGCAUGCCUCAGGCUCGGAUGCCUCUAGCUUGCGCCUCGGUCGUGGCUCGCUCAACAUCGGCACAGACAAGCUCAAGCUUUCUUGGCGAUCUUAUCGCGCGGGUCAGAUCAAAUUUGGGCGCUCGCAUCGUGAUGCUCACCAUUGA